AUGGCCACACAGUACAUGGACAUGAAAGAUCUAUUCGAACAUCUCGAGCUGGACCCCGAUGGCCUGCCAACUGCCGAGGUGCGCAGGAUCUUUGGCCAGAAUGGCCUGCCAAUCUCCAAGGUGCGCGGGAUCUUUGGCCAGAUUGUCAACGGCUUCUCCUUCUUGCACAAAUGUAACAUCGUCCAUCAGGAUCUUAAAGACAAGAAUAUCAUCCUCCACCGGCAUGGUAGUGCCCAACUGAUUGAUUUCGGAAUUGCUGCCUACGUCAGAGAGGGCAGAAAGUUUGAGAUGUUUUUGGGUAAAUUAGAGUGA
Puccinia triticina is the source of this 312-nucleotide messenger RNA. RefSeq lists its product as uncharacterized. The record is from RefSeq and is a predicted model, not a curated record. The coding region runs from base 1 to 312 and encodes 103 amino acids. The transcript has 2 exons. Gene Ontology annotation, molecular function: ATP binding; protein serine/threonine kinase activity. Gene Ontology annotation, cellular component: nucleus; cytoplasm; cytosol. Gene Ontology annotation, biological process: protein phosphorylation; negative regulation of glycogen biosynthetic process; intracellular signal transduction. NCBI's taxonomy places the organism in Eukaryota, Fungi, Basidiomycota, Pucciniomycetes, Pucciniales, Pucciniaceae.